Messenger RNA from Ixodes scapularis (black-legged tick), 3484 nucleotides. Its product is annotated as RNA polymerase II-associated protein 1. Gene Ontology annotation, cellular component: nucleus. Bases 466 to 3348 code for a protein of 960 amino acids. Lineage: Eukaryota; Metazoa; Arthropoda; Arachnida; Ixodida; Ixodidae. The transcript has 23 exons. Gene Ontology annotation, biological process: transcription by RNA polymerase II. The record is from RefSeq and is a predicted model, not a curated record.
UGGUGCAAAGCAAACUUCUCUCAUUACAUACACACGAGAAAACUCACCCGAAAAUUGAAAUGUUUCUUCUCAGUCAGAUAAAAGACCUUUAUUACUGGGCCUGACUGACAAGGCUGGGCUCCGCAGACCCCUGGAAUGCCUUCGCAAGCCUCAAAGAGUCUGCGGACCCCCAUUUGAGAACCACUGAACUAGAAAGUUGUAGAACUGUAAGCAUUAUGUCAGAGAAGAUCAUGGUACAAAAAACCCGAGACUGAGGCAAGAAAGGGACAGUGUAAACACAAAGUCUAGGUUCUUCGGAAUUGUGUGAGAUCACAGACCUGUAACCCAUCUGGUUUCGGAGAGCAAUGACUCGUCGCUCUCAAAACUUCUUUUCGGUCGGCUCGGUUUCGAUUGUGGUAGUUUGUGCUUGCAGACGAAAGCGAGCUUCCGAUCCGGCCAUCGGAAGCGGCCCAACGUUGGCUUCACAUGGAUCAAGUGGAAGAAGAGAAGCUGGAGUGGAUGACCAUGCUUCCUCCGGCGAAGGAACCGGACUCAAAGGACCCUGUCGUGGGGCGCUUCGAUUUUGAGGGCAACCUGGUUUCACCCAGCGCAGAGAUCCCAACUCACCGUGGUCUGCAUCACCACGGCGACUCGCCACAGGCAGCAGGUUACAGCACGGCGGAGAUACUGCAGUUUUUACGGAGCAGCGUGCGGUCUCAGCGCCUGUUGGCACUCCAGCUUCUAGAGCGAAUGCUCACCAAGCACUGGGAGGGUCGUUACGCUGGUCUGCUGGCGGAGACUGAUCUUGCAGACCACCUUCUUGGCUCUGGCUUGGCGCCGCUGCUGAGGUCUGCACUCGACGACCGGUCUACCCUGGAUGCCGCACUGGCUGCCCUGCGUGCCCUGGUGGUCUCUCGCCCACAGGAAGAAGUCUUGAAGUGCGCUUUCCUCUGGUGCCUGGGCCACCGCAGUCCUUUUCUCCAGCCGGUGAAACGCGUGGAAGGCACGAACGAGCUCACGGACCUCGAGCUGUCCCAGGCAGAUAUCGUCAAGGCCCUGUUGCGGAUGGACUUGCUGACACGUCUCAGCUACGUCCUGCGGAAGUGUUGUCCAGGCGCCAACGCGGUGGCAUCGACACUGUUGAUCCUGGCGAGAAUGGCUCGCCAUUCGUUGCAGUCAGCCACAAAGAUACUGGACCACCCGGGGCUGAUGGAGUUGGUAUUUGAGCAAUUUCUGCCACAGCAUUGGGGGUCUCCAGCUGUGGUGUCCGGCAAGAUGGCCCAGGCUUACGGGAGCCCCAUGUGGUCUGCUUUGGAACUUGUCCGAUCCCUGGCAGCCGCCGGACGCUCCCUCGCAAGCACUCUGCUGCAGCGGUAUCCCCUGGAGGAGAGCCUUUCUGCCUACCUGGCACUGGACCCCAGUGCCAGUCGACUUCCUGGUUCGGACUGUCUCUGCCUGGCCCUGGAGGCUGUGAGGACGUGGCGGGUGCUCUUGGCUUACGAACUGGCUGGAGGUCUCUGCCUGGCGCUGUUCCCAGUAGUGGCGAGGCGUCUCCAGCUGUGCUCUUGCUUUGAGCUGGACGGGGAGGCCUUCGACCUGGAGUAUGGCGCCUGCCUGCUCCACUGUCUGGCCACCCUGCCCGCGGAAGUGGCCAGGGAGGCCGCCCACGGACUCGGCUCCAUCCUGGAGUCAUGCUGCGGCCGCUGGGCGGACUGGCUCGCACGUUCGGACCACGCCGAAGCCUCUGGGGAGGGAAUAUCCCUGGUGGCGGCAGCGGUUCACUGUCUGGCUGCGCUACGUGCACCUGAGUUGCGGUCCAGCUCCCCGUGUGCAACUGCCCUAGUGAGCUUGCUGCGGUCACAACGCUUCGCCACACUGAGCACGGCCUUGAUGAACUGCUCUCUACUCACACGCCCGACCGAACCCAAGGAGAGCAAUCUGAUUGGUCGAGCGCCCUGUGUGGCCGGCGGUUUCGAGCUCGGUAACCGUUGCGUCUCUCCUCCCGGAAUAUCGCUCCUCGUGGCCUCUCUGGCGAGGCUUCUGCACAUUGCGACGACCACCUCCCCAGAUGACCCCGUCUGGCACCAGGCACGCGACAUGUUACUACAUGGCACAGGCGUGUCAUCGUACCUGCGGCGGCUGGUAGGAUCCGGUGGUUGCCAGGCCCACGUCCAUUGCCUUCACUGGUGCUCAGGAGCCGAACUGGACAUGCUGCACGAAUUGGUGCUUCUCGCCGCCUGCACGUCUCUCCAAAACAAGGACGACACCUUGCUCUGGCACCAGGUGUCACUGACUCUUGUUGGUAGCUGUGCUCCGGGUUUUGAGGACCGGGUCUUCAGCUUGCUGCUGAGCGUCGUUUUUCGACCAGAAUUAGCUCGGGCUGAGGACACCAGUAAGCCCGGCGAGAGUGCCAGCGGCGUCGACGCUUGCGAGACCUUGACGAGCGUCACAGGAAGUUCAAUUUCAAUGCCUGCAGACCCCUGCGACGAUCAACAGCUCGCUGCCGUGAGAAACAUUUACCUGGACGCGGUCCGUCAGCGGUUCCCGAAAAGAGAACUCCAAGCGCUGUCAUUGAACUGGGCCGAGCAUCCAGUGCUUCCUCUCGACUGGCCCUACCUUCCUCUGGAAGCGCUGUGCGCUGAAGACGUGAUACCUGGCGCCUGCAGCCUGCACGGGGUGCUCGGCUGUCUGCGCUGGGUGGCGUUUUUACUUCGCCAGAGGCCGCAAGUCCUCGCCACGGUGCCUCCACUGGUGCACUACUGCCGGCUGGCAUCCGUGUUCCUCGCGGGUCCAGACGUGUUCCUGGACGCUGAGGUGCAAGGACUGCUUCUGCUGGUGCUCCGCCUCCUUCGUCGGCGCAGGUUACUCUGCGCCACGCAGAAGGACCUGGACCUACGCAGCUGGCCUGGCCUCCUCCCCUUUUCCGACUUCUUUCCCCGGCUCCUGGAGCAGUUUGCUGGGGAGUCGUACGGAGACGCCGUGUUUGCCUGCUGGCUGCUGGUGCCCCUGCAGGCAGAGUGCGACUCCCACUUCCGGAGGCUGCUCUUUGCGGAGCACCCUGAGGCCCUGCCCCUGAUACGUCUGCUGCCCUCCCAGUCGGUGGUACCUCUUGGGCGGUUCCUGGAACCUGCGGAAGAGGACCCCGUGGUCCUGGAGGCUUAUGCGAGCCACCUGCUGUCGGGCAAGCUCACCCCCGACAAAACACCGAUGCUGUUCGAGAUGGCUACGCAUGGUGUCGCAAGUUUCGUGAGGAGCAAAGCUGACACUCCUCUGGCGAUUCGUCUUCUGUCUCUGCUGCAGCACAACAAGCAUCACGAGGCCGUGCAAAAAGUGCUGAACUGGGAAAGGAGCACCGAGAGGCCAUCAUGACCUAUAAAGGUUUAGCAUAAACUGUUUUCUGCCAUGUAACCCAUUAAGAACACCACAGGUGAAAAAAUCUUUUUUCGUGUGGCCGCUGUUUCAUAUUGUUGCCCAAAAUGCAAAAUAAACUUGUAAAUAUUUUCAA